AUGGGGUGGAGUUCUGCGCGAAGCCUGGGUAGGGGUGUCCAGCGCCCCCUUCCUGCAGCUCAUUGCUACCAGGGGCCCCUAAACGCCCUGUACAAUGGGUCAGAGGUCCCCACAAGGUCAUGGUCUGGGGGGUGUGGAGUUCACCCCCUUCCUUGGGGGCUUCUGCCUCUUCUUCCAGGCAGCCCUCCAGGCAGCCUUGGGCCACUUCAGUGCUACGGAGUAGAACCAUUGGGCGACUUGAACUGCUCAUGGGAGCCUCUUGGGGACCUGGAAGCCCCCAUCAUACUGCACUUCCAGAGCCAGAAAUAUCAUUCCUACAAGACCCAGGCUGUGACGGUGCCCACCGGGCAGAGCUGGGUGGCCAUCCCGCGGACACGGUUCACCAUGUUUGAUAAACUCCUGGUCUGGGGGACCGAGGCGGGCCGGCCUCUCUGGUCCCCAGUCUUCGUGGACCUGGAGACCCGACUGAAACCAAACACCCCCUGGCUGUCCCCGGAUGUGGGCUUCUCAGACGCUGACCCUCUGGAUGCCACCAUUCACUGGACACCACCCACGUGGCCCUCCCAUAAAGACCUGUUGUGCCAAUUCCGCUACCAAAGAUGCCAGGAGGAGACCUGGACCUUGGUGGAACCAGAGCUGAGCAUGUCCCUGGCCUCCGUGGAGAUCCAGGACCUGGAACUAGCCAGCAGCUAUGAGGUGUCCGGCCGCUGCCGGGUGCAGACAGAGGAGGAUCUGUGGGGCGAGUGGAGCCCCCCUCUGUCUUUCCAGACACCUCAGUCCGCUCCGAAGGACGUGUGGGUAGCAGGGAUCCUCUGCGGGACCUCCAGCGGACAGACACCCCAGCUUCUGUGGAAGGCCCCGGAGUCCUGUGUGCAGGUGGCCUAUGUGGUCCUGUUCUGGGCUGGAGGGCAGACGCUGACCCAGGAAGGACUCCCCUGUUGCAACACCUCCAUCCCCACCUGGGCUGAGGGGGCAAGUGUGUCCGCUGUCAAUGCCUCUAGCUGGGAGCCUCCCACCAACCUCUCUCUGCUCUGCUUGGCCCCAGGCUCCGCCCCCCGCAGUGUGGAGGUCCGCAGUAUCCCCGGGCGCCCAGAGCUGCUGGUGACCUGGCAACAGGGCUCCGGGGAGACACAGGAGCACGUGGUUGACUGGGCUCAAGAUGGGGACCCCUUGGAGAACUUCAACUGGAUCUGGGUUCCCCCCGGGAACCUCAGUGCUCUGUUACCAGGGACUUUCACGGGCGGAGUCCCCUAUCGAAUCACAGUGACCGCGGUUUCCCCUUGGGGCUUGGCCCCUGCGUCUUCAGUCUGGGGGUUCAGAGAGGAACUGGCACCCGUAGCAGGGCCAGCGCUAUGGCGACUCCCCGAUGACCCCCCUGGGACCCCUGCCAUCGCGUGGGGCAAGGUCCCCAGGAGCCAGCUCCGGGGCCACCUCACCCACUACACCGUGUGUGUUCGGAGCGGAUCCAGGCCUCCCGUCUGCAAGAAUGUGAGUGGCAGCACCCAGAACAUCACCCUGCCUGACCUGCACUCGGGUCCCUGCGAGAUAUGGGUGACCGCUUCCACCAUCGCGGGACAGGGCCCACCCGGUCGCCCCAGCCUCCAACUUCACCUACCCGAUAACUCCCUGCAGUGGAAAGUCCUGCCCGGUGUCCUGUUCCUGUGGGGCGUGUUCCUACUGGGCUGUGGCCUGAGCCUGGCCACCUCGGGAAGGUCCCUCCCGCUGUGGCACAAGGUCCUGCCCCGCUGGGUCUGGGAGAAGGUUCCUGAUCCCGCCAACAGCAGUUUUAGCCAGCCCCACGUGGAGGACGUGCCCCAGGUCCAGCCCCCCCAGGACUCACCUAUCCUGGAAGUAGAAGAGAUAGAGCCACAGCCGGUGACCGAGGACCCCAGGGCUGCCACUCCAAUCGACUCUGGAUAUGAGAAACACUUCCUGCCCACAGCCGAGGAGCUGGGCCUUCUGGAACCCCACAGGCUGCAGGUUCUAGCCUGAACCUUACCCCAGCCUGGGGGCUGCAAACCAGGCUACAACUGUGGUCACACAGGAUGCACCCCAGCCCUGGACUGGCUGUCUCGACAGAUGCAAACACUGAGGCUCAGAGAGGCUGAGUCACUUUCCUGAGGACACCCAGCCCUGAAGAACUGGGAUGGAAGAACUCCCUACAGAGAAGGGCCUGACCCCAGUAGGGAGUACACGGAUGGAUAAGAGACUGAAGAGAAAUAAAUGAAAAUGUGAGUGACAGCUGUCUGGCAAAACCUGUCCUUCUGCUGUAACAGAACUGCACUUGGGCAUAGUCCCAGCCUCCCUUGCAGCUGGGUGGACUGAGUUCUUGACAACGAAUAUGGGCAAAAGGAACAUGUGUACCGCUGCGGGGUCUGUGUAGACCUUACAGGACAGAGUGGGGGCUUCUCCACACGCUCCUCCCUUUCCUGGAAUAUACCCGUACUAUGACAGCUUUGGUUAGCCCCAAGUAGGAAGUGGGGAGAGAAAUGAAAAGUGGAUCCCUGAAUGACCCCAUGGAUCAGAGCUGCCUAGAGAAAUAAACUUUUUUUUUUUGGUUUAUA
This is a messenger RNA of Tupaia belangeri chinensis (Chinese tree shrew), 2564 nucleotides long. RefSeq names its product interleukin 27 receptor subunit alpha (gene IL27RA). The transcript has 14 exons. Lineage: Eukaryota; Metazoa; Chordata; Mammalia; Scandentia; Tupaiidae. The record is from RefSeq and is a predicted model, not a curated record. The coding region runs from base 1 to 1992 and encodes 663 amino acids. Gene Ontology annotation, molecular function: protein binding; interleukin-27 receptor activity.